Messenger RNA from Porites lobata, 19240 nucleotides. The record is from the annotation of a GenBank genome assembly. Lineage: Eukaryota; Metazoa; Cnidaria; Anthozoa; Scleractinia; Poritidae.
GUGGAACAUAAACAAAGGUUUUGGUGCAAUAAAAGAACUGACGAAAUUCAGGAACGAUUUGAGAGGAAAUUUGACUCCCCAAUGACGGUUCCAGGAAAGACUUAAAGGAAGAAAUACUAAAUAUUUUUACAAUAUUCAGUAUUGGAGCUAUUAAAAGUUACAGGAAAGAUAUAGGAGGUCCGACACAGGUGGAAGAAAGAUUGUAUAAUCACAAUGACGCAUCUGAUCUGUGAAAAUGGCGUAGCAUUUAUCGCUUGACUUUGACAGUUGUACUGAGAUGGACGAUAUUUCCGUCGCAAUGGCUUUACGACGAUGAAUUUUGAAAGGAGAUGUUUACUGCUUAUAAAUUUUUCGCCGAAGUACUGGAUAGAAGCACUUUUUAUGCAUGAAUACACAGUUGAUGAAAUACACCCCGAAGAUAACGUGACAUUAAUAUUGUCAGUCUAGAUAUGGCUGGGUUUCGCACACAGUAUACUCGACUGAAUUCAAAUUCAGACGAUCCUGAAGAGGAUUUACCUCCACAGGGUUUUGAUAUUGGUGCCCGUGGAUUUGAGGAAGUUGAGAAAGGUGAUUGAAAUGCAUGUAAUUUGGAGUGUAUAAUCUAAUUACCAGCAGUACGUUAUUCAAUAUGUUUACAUAUUUGUGUAAAGACUGUUGGGUUUUUAGGCGGGAACAUGUCUUUGUCCACGCAAGCGUUUGAAUAAAGCGUAAAAUCCAACCAGUGUUAAUUUAAGUGCCCAUAUAAAAGUUAAAAAAUCCUGCACAAGGUGUUUGAAAUAAUUCACCAUGAAUUAAAAUGGAGAACCAACGAGCACGAAUAGAUUUUGUGUGUCUAUCUUGCACUUGAGUACAAACCAAAUAACUUCGCUCUUUUGGACUGACUAUGUAUUGAUGUUGUUUACUGGUGCUGUUUGUACAUCUUAUUCCUUUAGGUCGUUGGAAUCACAUUGAGAAUCUUGAUGAGUUCUUCAUUCGCAUAUCCUUUUCACUGUGUUUUUGUUGGUAUACAGAGAGCAUUUGUUUGUUAAUUACAAAAUUCAUCCCAGUCAAGGCUGUGAAAGGGAACAAAAAUAUACUUUAUGUACAAGCUCAUUGUUUCUGAUGUUCCUCUCGCCCAUAUCAUGGUCUUACCUUUCUCAAUCAAUCAAUCAGUGUCAUAGCAAGGGAUAUAAGGGAUAUGGUUGCCCCAAGUAUCAGAGCUCAGGCUCAUGUAUAAAACACAUGUGUGUUGUUGUUAUUACAGAAUAGGGGAAUAGGGAAAUGUACCUCCCAUAAAAGAAUAUACUUCCAUACAAAACAUUUAAACAAAUAGAUUCCAUGUGCUUAUUUCUAUCCAUGUCCAAUGGAGGGUGUGGGGAUGCUCCCUAUGAUGGCUUAUUAGGUGAGGCUCUGCUUGAAAGGGGUACCUUUCCUAGUUCAGGUAUAUAAAAGGGUAGGGAUUUCACUAGUUGAAGUAUAUGAAAGGGUAGGGAAAAUCGUCAUUUUGGUUUGUAAACAGGUCGAAAAAGAGCUAACAGGUGCAUUUAUGGCUGUGAAAAAGUCAGGAAAACUUCUUGGUUUAGGUAUUUUUGUACGUAAAAGGGUAGGGGGUUGGACCUCAAAGCAGAGCCUCUCCGAAAAAACUCUGUCAGUUGUUCCUAGUCUUUAAUCCAUCAAAGGACUGACCAUCAAGGGUUGUUAAAUUAAUACACAAUCUACAUGAAUAGUGGCCAUAGUUAUAGUGAGAUAGAUGUCUGGGAAAUGAUCAAACUUAACAAAUAUUAUCCUUUACAUUUCCUCACAUAUAUGAAUAUCACAGGAAUAAUGGUUUUGUUUGCAUUCUCCUUAAUGAAAUUUUUGAAUUAAUGUAAGGAACUCUUCUUGCAUGAUAUUAUUCAACUUAUAUAAAAGGUGCCUCUGAUAUGUCACAGUUCUAUUGAUAUUUUGGCAGUUUUUUUUUUUUGGAAUAUCAGUGUUUCAAGGCUUUGACUAUUUCACUCAUAACCAAAAUAUCGGUACUCCUGAAUGAUGAAAGACCAAGAUCUUUCACACAAACUGUUAAAGAAAGAACAAAACUAUAGAGUUCUAAAGUGUGAUGUCAUUAAAAAAUAAAUUAGUGAAAUUAUGGGAUUUGUCAGGAUAUUCUGACUGAAAGAACAACAUCCAAGAGGCCUGCUUGCCAAAAACUAGCAUUUCGGGGCAAAUUGUCUCUGAGAUAUUAGCCCAGUUAUGCUCCGAUGACUCCAUACAAAUCCUUCUAAAUGUGACUCAGUUCAUAACAUUAGGAACUGAGUCAAAUUUAGAAGGAUUUGUAUUGGGUCAUUGGAGCUUAUUGCCUCGAAAUGCUAGUUUUUGGCAAGUAGGCCUCUUGUAUAUUGUUCUUUCAGAAUAUCUGAGAAAUCCCAUUAUUUCACAAAUUUAAUUUUUAUGAUGUCAUCACUUUAGAACUCUAUGUAUACAUAUUUUAAUUCCCUCUUAUGCUGCUUCUUAUACCAACUUUUUUUGUAUUCAUGAGUUAAUUCUGGGUAACUGGGGAGCAGUUAGGAGGGACUUUGCCAAAUGUGAAUUACAAGAGAUAUGGAUAGUGAAGGGAAAAAGAAAAGAAGAAAAAAUGUAAGGCCAAUAAAUCCAGCCAGGUUCACUGAGCUAGCUUGGUUAGUAAAGUUUUUGUUAUGGGACUCCACCGGAAAGUUUUGUUUCUUGUAAAGUAGCUCAAUCUUGUCUUUUAAAAACCUGCUUCUUUUUUAUCCUUUAAACAGCCAAUUCGUAUUUGUGGUUCUUUUUACAUCGUUCUUGGUUCUAUGUGUGGAUUAUGACAGAUUAUUCAACCACAAGUUCCCAACAUUCUCCACUGUUGUGCAUUUCCACAAAGUGCAGCAGUAAGUUACAUUAUAAGUGUAAAAUCUUUGUUACAUUAAAUUUAAUAAUUUAGAGGUUGCUUUAGUUUCAAUUGGUUGAAAAUAAAAAGUAUUCCUCACUUUUCAUCCCAUCCCCUGAAUUACUUAUGAACAGCUGCCACUUUCAUACUACUAGAAAAUGUGGGCCAUGCAAUGAUACAAGAAGCUGCUACCUACAGUAGGACCCCCCGGGAGGAAAGAGCCACUCCGUCCAUUUUUAAUAUGGUGUGAGUCCAUGUUUAACAACAGUGGAAACAGGAAGUGUCACAUGAAAAGAAGCAAUUGUUGCCUUGUAGAUGAAAGGUUAUAUAUCCUGGCAUGGAUGACAGCUUCAUAAUAGGGCGCACUAGUGUUUUUUAUUAAAGCUGGGACAAAGAACUUCAGUAUCUACUGGGACCUGGAAUACCUAGUGGGAUCACAUCCCUGGUGUCGUUCUUACUUUCAGGCAUUUGUAAUAAUUAGUGCUAAUGUUGGUUUUAAGAACAGCUCAUGUGUGCAUAAGUGAGACUUAACAGGGACUGCUACUUUCUUAGUGAGUUUUUUGUUUCAAUUAUUAAUCUUUUUUUAUCGCAUAAAAAUAUUAAGUAAUUGUUUAUCACUAAAUUUGUUUCCUCGAUUUUUCUUUUUACAUUACAGUAUGGAGCCUGCUAUAGUUGUGUGUCUUGUCAUUGCUUUCAUUUUUUGGUUGAUUCGUUUGGCGAGAAUAGUCGUCCAUUUCUUUAAACUUAUGGAAAUACGGGCAUUUUACAAAAAUGCACUACGAAUAACAGAGGUAAUCACUGGCAUCUCUUCUGUAAUUUGAAUUAUUAUGAUCAUUAUUAUUUUUGCAUAUAGUAGUUUCAUGGGGAUGCUAGCUAUUGCCACUAAUGUAUGAGGGAACUUGAAAAAAUUACAGUUGAUUUUUUCCAUCUGGUUUAAAGCUAUACUUUAGAGCUGAAAUGAAAUUGAUUGGACACCCUUUUAUGAUAUCCUCACUAAAGUCUUGCUGGCAAAUUUAUUUUGCCUUUGGCUGUAAAGAAAAUCUUAGUUUUUCCACAAAACUGGAUUACUGCAGGGCUCUCAUCAAAGUUUUAAGUAGAUGGUCUCUCAAGGAAAGUAGCCAGUCAUUUAUCCCACAAAUCCUUCUACUUUAAUUUUGUUAUGCUUGAUUCAUUUUCAAACUAAGAGUACCUGGUUAAGUUUACUGCAGUAGCCAGCUAAACAAACUGGCUGCUGGCUACUAAUGACAGCCCUCAGAUGCUGGACACCUUGGAUUUCAUACGUUCAGAGUUUCCCCCUCCCUACAGUUUUUCUUACAUCACGUCUAUGUUAAUGUACAAUUUGGUAGGUGACUUAAAUGUGGCUGUGUCUUUCCAUUGCAGAGCGAGUUGACCAACCUACAGUGGCAGGAUGUUCAAAAUCGAUUAAUAGAGGUGCAAAAGGUCCAUCAGAUGUGUGUUCACAAGGAAGAAUUAACAGAACUUGGUUUGUUUGUUUUUCUGUGUGUAUGUGUGUGCUAUUUUAAGUACUAUCUUUUUUUAUUGUUUUUAUAGUUGUUCAUGUUUUUUGAUUGUAUUAUUUUUGUUAUUAUUUUUGCUGGCUGACUUGAAAUUGCCAUGUUAUAGUCAGUAAUACAUCCUAUAAGUAAAGAAGUUGUACAUGUACAUCAGUUGAAUAAAUUUUAAAUUAGAAGUACUGAGAACAUAUAGUAGGAUACAGUUCUGGAUAAUUAUCACUCAUGUUGAUUGUUUUUUGUUGUUGUUGUUGUUUUCCAGAUAUUCAUCAUCGCAUUUUAAGGUGGAAGAACUACAUGAUUGCGAUGCAGAACAAGUCAGUUAUUUCUGGUUCUUAUAGUUUUCCAUUUGUGGGUGAAAGGUAGGCUGGCUUUGAAAAUGGAUCUUUUCUUGGGCACUUAGCUACGUUUUUCAAGACUUUUAUUGUACAUGUGUGCUGAAGUUUAAAUACCGUAGCCAGGGCGAUUAUUAAUUUUUUCGCACAAAGGGGGGUGAUUAUUUGAGGGAUGUGAUUAUUUCAAAUAUUGCUCACUGGAAGUCAUGCCCUAAAUAGUUUGUUUUAUUAUCCCAUUAAAACAAAAAAAAUGAGCACAUGAUCACAUAUGGGCUUUUUAAGUGUUCCAAAUUUGGUUCCUUGCUUAAUUAUUUUCAAUGUCAAUAUCCUCAGCGUCAAAGCUUGAAUUCUCACUGAUUGGUUUUGCUGGAUCGGACUCUACAGUAACUUUAACUUGGCAGGGAGGGGAUAAAAGAAAGAGAAGAAGACAAGAGGGGUCGGGGCAAUUAUUCAAGGAAACAGUCAGUAAGCAACCAACUCAGUUACACCCUUUGAUGCAGUCAGUAUUGCCGCAGGCAGUAUUGCUGCCCCAGGAUGGUUAGAGUUAAGAAUGAAUCACAUUUUUUUCAAAUACAGUUUGCAAGAAGGCUUCUAGAUCUCUUCGAAGGCACUUCUUACUACAGUAAGGGAGGAGAAUGUUGUUGAGAGGCUACAGGGCAGACUUGGUGGUCUGGAAUUCCCCCACUGCCCCUAUAAGGAAUGUUGAAUGAUUAUUGUUAUCUUCAGUCCUCAAGUGCAAGCAGACAGCCUUGCGUAGACAACGAUUAUGCGAAACAGGAUGUUGCCUAAGAACUGUUUACAGAGAAUGUACAUUACAACGAAUUUAACAGCAAUAUCUAAAUACUUGCAUUAUUUCAGUUGUGAAAGUGAAUGAAAUAUUUUGCAUUUUUAAUCCACAGGGCGUUUGUAACCGAGGGAAUGAAGUACAACUUAAAACUGAUUUUAUUCUGGGGUCCAGGAAGCCCUUUUCAGAACAACUGGAAGCUGAGAGAAGAAUAUAGGAAUCCCGCUAAUAGGUGAGUACCUUUAUUAGGCAGGGAAAAAGUGUGCAAAACUUACAAUUAUUAUUGUACAAGUCACAUAAGGUUUGAGCUUAUGCAUAAAAUAAUAAGUUAUUGUUUUUAGUGUUUGUUUGUAGUGUUUUUUUGUAGCAUCAGAUAGUGAAGAAUUGUGGGUUUUUGAUGCUCUCUCCUCUGUAGAGGUUCCCACUGGCUAUUCCGAUAAAAAAUAGCAAUAAUACAUUGAAAAAAUAGCAAGCACAGAGGGGACAGUGGCAUGCAAAGCAAAAAGGGGGAUUGCUAGCGAUGGGGGAAGGAGGGGGGAAGGGACAGGGAAAAAAAUAUAAUUCCCCAUAUCCUUAGCUCCCGUAAGGAAAAAAAUAAAAAAAAUGUGUUGUUGUAGAUUUAAUGAUAAUAGAAAAACUGGCAUGUGAUGAGUAAGUUGAUGGAUAUACUGGAAUGAGCAAAAUUGAAAUGAGCAUAAUAAUUAUAAGGUUUUCAGUUUUGGACAUGAACGUGAUUAAAAUGAUUAAGAUGGGAAGUUGUUUUUUCUUGUUACAUUUAAACCAUAAGAUUAAAGGUGAUUGAAAUUGAUUACUGUUUCUAUCAGAGGCAGAUGAUGCCACUGACUUUAUUUGAUUCUGAGGGUUACUCCUGGGGUGUACUCCAGGUGAGCCACUGAGGGUUUGAAACCCUGAGCCUGUUUAAGUUGAACAAAAUCCUAAAAUACACCCUGUUUAGGACAACCGCCUCAAUUUUAUUACCAUGUUUUUGCAGGCAAUACCCUGUUUAUAAUAAGGACAGACUCGAGCGAAUUAUAUACCCUGUUUAGGUCAAAAACCAUACCCUGUACAGCGGCAAAUCCCUGUAUAAGACAUAUAUGGGGCUUGCUGUAGUUUAUUUAUUCAAGACCCAUGCAAUUGCUGAGGUGGCCCCAAAUGUGAUCCCUGGUUGGCCAGUAUCAAUUAAGCCUGAUAGAAUUAACAUAAUUUUCGUGUUUUUGUCCUAGAUUUGUUUUGGCGAAUAGGUGAGUAAAAAUAUUGUCAGUAGUGUAUGUAUCAUGUUUUAACUUGUGCAUCGUUUAGUAAAGUUGAUGUUUGUCAUGAUACUAAUAUUUCACUUUUUUACAGGCUUUCUCGGCGUAUUUUCUGGAUUGGAAUAGCAAACUUUGUACUUUCCCCUUUUAUUCUUCUGUGGGUUAUUUUGUACUCCUUCUUUACCUAUGCUGAGGUAGGUUUGCCUCAUCUUUAUAAGUUUUCUUGCAUGUUUUUGUUGUUGCUGUAUUAAUGAAUAUUACAUGAUAGUGAGUUAUUUGUGGACAGUUAUAGGAGGCAUAUUAAAGUCCUUUUAAAGCACAAAUUAUAACCAUUCACAGAGGUGAGGAACAAACUGCAAAAAAUGAUCAUUCAAAUGUUUUAUACGCAGUUGUUCACUGUUUGAGCCGAGGUGGCGAGACAAAUUAUUAUUUUAAACAUUUUUCGAAAGCCGCUUUGUUAGUUGUCUUACAUUUAAGAAGUUACAAGCUCUAUGCCAUUAAAAUUACAAGUAAAUGCGCUUUAUUUUAACUUCAUUCGGACUGUAAUUCUGUUUAUGUUUUAUAACUCUUCUCCCACGGGAACCAAUGAACCAGGCGAACGUAAACUUGCUCUUAAAAUUUGACGUGAAAUGCAAAAUCAGUAAGCCUCGCGUAAAGUCGACUUUGCACUGUGUUACAUUUUAACCCAGCUAUUAAAGCAAAGUGGGCAAUUAACGGAAUAUUGUUGCCAAAAAUGUAUCUUACGUAACUGCCUCCGCAACUUACUUCGUCACUGUUAUUGUGAGUAAAUUUAAAAAUUUUCUCAGUUCUUUUAUCGACUACCUGAUAUCUGAGAGCUCUGAGUAUAAAAAUACAGCCGUUAAAACACCAGAAAUAAUUCAAAAAUAUCAAAAUAAAUACUCACAUUGUUUCACGAACGUGCUUUCCUCGCCAUGUUGAAACACAAACUCGCCUGAUGGAAAAUGGCGGGAAUAUUAUGAUCACGUGGUACUUUCGCAGUUCGCGUUUGGCGCGAACUCUACUUCAGUUCAAUCAGUUGCAAGUAUUUUUUUUUUCUCUUUUUUUCGGCAAUUUCGGAUAAAAUAUAAUGUGUGGUCACAGUAUUUUCGUUCUGUUUAAUAGUGGUUUGGCUUUUACGAGCUCUAAACUUCAAAUAAUCAAUAUCUGCGUAAAAUCUGAGUCAUUUUCUGUAGCUUCCCUAACAGUGGACUGCGAGUAUUCUCCUCAGAGAAAAAUGAUUUCACCCUUCUCACACUUCUAUCUACUUGUGAUCAACUGCAAAACGACCUUCCUUGAUAUUUUAGAAAUUCAGUUAGUCUAUUUAUCAUGCAGUUUAAAAGUAACUAAAUAUGCUAUUUGCAUUUCACAGAUGGUCAAAAGAGAGCCAGAUUCCUUUGGAGCACGAAGAUGGUAAGAAAAUAAAAACGUUGCGAACAUAUAUUUUUAAAUGUAGGCUGCGAAGGUGAUAAAAAAAGACCCUCAAUUUAUAGCCUUCACGCAUCACAUCAUUCACAUCAUGGGUUGGGUGGGUACAGUAAGCUCAUAAAGCGGCUGCCAGUGGCGCCUUUGUAUGCUGACGUCCGAGCUUACUGUUCACAUGUUAAAAUGUAUUGUAAGAGACACGUCUGAUGUCCUCUCAUCCACGACUUUCAUUCAUUCAAAGCGAAACGUAUUCACAACCCGAACCAAAUAAAAUUGAAAAUUUUGGAGAAGGCUGGCAGGAGUAUUUACGAUAUGAUAAAAAUACUAAGAUUGGUAAAUUCAUAACCCCAAUGGACUUAUUUACACUGUCCUUUACAGGUCUUCCUACGGCAGACUGUUUUUCCGUCAUUUUAAUGAACUGGACCACGAACUUCACACGAGGUAACUACAUUAUAAACCAUACAAAUCUGUGAUAUGGGGUUGUACGUAAAACCAAAAUUUGCCCAAACCAAAAUUCGGUAAACCAGUCAGGUCUCCGAUCACUUUUGGAGCCCGGGUAGUGGGAGGGGGGUUGGGGGGUGACGUUUUGUACCCCCUACAACAAUGGCCUAUACGGGGAAGCUCCGCUGAAAAGGGGUACCUUUUCUAGGGUACGGGUAUAUGCUAAGGGUAGGAAUUUGGGUAGGGAGGUCUGUCAAUUCGGUCUUUAAAAGGGAGCAAAAUGGCUAGCAGUUGAAUUUUAUGGCUGUGAAAAAGUCGAGGAAACGUACGGGUUUUUUUAUUUAUUCAUAUUUGAAGGACAGUGCAUUUACAACAAUGUAGGUAUGUUAAUUAAAGGGGCACCAUUUGUCAGUGGAAGGUAUACGAAAUGAUCAUAGCACCUUUUGUAUCAAAAAUGGUAUAUCUCAAAGGGUAAAGUGUGUGGGCCUCGGGGCGGAGCCUCCCCGUCGUAUUAAGCUUCGUUGAGUACCCUGAGAAACUCAAUACAAGUAGACAAGCACAAGCAAGUACAAGCGAUUGUGGUGUUGGAAACCUCGUUCCCAGGAAAUUUCCGUUCGCUUUGAGGUCGGAGGUGAUGGAAAAACCCUGGGAUCGAGGUUGAUUGCUUGGAUAGGUUUUUUGUUUCAGAACCGCUCAAUUAAGUUCGUUAGAUUAUUUGCGACGGAAGUAGUAAGGUUGGGAACCAUUUGUUAAACUAAAACUCCCGGACGCAAUUUUCAGGCUUUUUGGAAGCGGAAAGUCAUAAAAUAUUGUUCCCAAACAUUUUAAAAACAGCUACUCCUCUUUGAAAUGGGUGACUUACUUUUCGGGCCUUUUAUUUUGGUUGGUCGAAACUGGUUCGCUCAGUUAACAUUGAACUCGGGGUGGAGGUUUUUUCCUCCCGAUUGCGAGAGGACACGCAGGAAUUUUGCAAUUUUCUUCAGAAAAGAUUUCGUUGAAUUGAGUUCGCCCAACGGGUUUUCUGAUGGUCUGUAUCACUGUAAUUUUUAAAAUUAUUCUUCGUAUUAUUUUGUGUUUUUGCAGAUUAAGUAAAGCGUACGAGCCUGCCUCGAAGUACAUGAAUCUAUUUGUCUCCCCUUUUAUGGCCAUCAUUGCCAAGUAAGUGUGUGAAUGCAGCCUCAGAAAUUUUGGCCUUGCUCCCAAACACCCGCUCUUGACAGUGUGUGUGUGUUGUUUAAGAUACGAUAAAGCUAUAUAAUCGCGGAUUACCUUAGUCCUGUUCAGUAUAACUAUAAAGAACACGUAUGCAUUUCCGUGCGUGACCUAGCACACGCAAACGUGCGUGUUGUUUAGAAUACGAUAAAACUAAUCCCGGAUUACCUUUAUCAUGAUCUGAACAUCACGCACCCAUGAACGCGUGGGUAGGAAAUCAAUGUUUACAGAGACGACGCAUGGAAGUGCGUGCUUUUCGUUUUGAGCACGAUUAAGCUUAUCUUGGGUAAUAGCUUUAUCUUAUCCAUUGAAGAAAAAAUACUGGCCGCUCUCCAGGAUGAAGAAUCUUAACUCUAGUGAACAUAUCCAGGCACAAUUUGCGGUUUAUGGACAUCUUUUUAAAAUUUUAUGUAAUAAAUCAAACAUGAGACACUGAGUCUCAAGAGUGAUCACAUCGAUUUUCUCAGAACAACAUUAAUACAUAAUCAAUAGAAAAGGAAAUGAGAAUUAAUGUGUAAGGAAAAGUGUUUUGAUCUUCAAACAAUUUCUCUCUACUAACUCCUCCAGAAAAUGUAUUGAGAUACGUUUGGAGAAUUUGUGUUUGGAUACUGUGGCUUAAAGGGUUAAACACCGAGAAGAGAGUUGAAAAUACGACGCGCAGCGGAGUAUUUUGAUGAACUUCGCUUUUUUUUUUGGAAAAUUGCGAGUGGAUUUGUGCUGGGUCGUUUCCCAUAAAUAUGAUUUAUGUAUACUGUAGUCCCGCGGAUUCUACAUAGCCGCGGUCAGAAAACUGUGCAAUAAUUUUGUUCUACUACAAUUCAUGAACACAGCUAAUUUCUGUGUUGUUUUCCCAUAGAAACCUGGCGUUUUUUGCUGGUGCUCUUUUCGCUGUGUUAACAAUCUUCACUCUUCUUGACAAAGAUGUUCUGCUAGCGGAACAUGUGCUUACUGCUAUAGCAGUUUUAGGUGUGUAGUCGUAGUGUAUUUUUAUAGGCAAGCUACUGAACAAGGAACUUAUGUUUCCAUUAUAGCCUCAAAACGUGCCUUGAAAAUGGAGUUGAAAAAAUACCGCUCAGAUUCUUUUUAAUAAUUGUAUUUUAUUAUUUAUUAAUAAAUUAUAUAUUUAUAUAUCAAUAAUUGUUAUUCUGAAUCAAUUUAUUAUUAUGAUAAUUAUUUAAAAUUUGUUAUUUUUUUAUUUAUUCUUUGUUAUAAUUAGGCUUUGUUAGUCGUGCAGGCACGAUAUAUGAUAUUAAGAUGUUAAGAACUGUGUGAACAAAACCACUUUCUUAGGCUAUGUUCACACUCUAAACGAUAGCUUUUGCCAUGAAAAUCGUACCGGAUACGGCUUCUGUUCACACACAGAACGGUGAUUUCGACGCGAUUUCUGUGACAGAGAGAAACUGCGCCGCGUAUAGUUUCUGUGCCAUACGUUGGUGCAGUAUGAAUACCUUGUCAGACCGUCCCGGAAGUGAGUAAGUAGGAGUGAGUACUGGAAACCACUGAAACGGAAGUAAAUAUUAAGGCCCUUUGCUCCGGCACGAUAGGGAGCACGACGACGACGACAACUUCAAGAAACAAUAGAUUUAAUGAUUAAAACAACAGCUCUGCACGUGCAUCACACUUUUAGCACACUUCUUUGACGUCCACUGCACGACUACGACGUGAAACCUCCUAAUGUGACGUUUUAUGGAGGACGUGGACAUACGACGACGAAUUUUCCUUCCUCUUUUUGAACUUGAAUAAAAUCCUUAAGAAUUCAACUCCAGGAAAAGUCACCUGCAUUUGACAUAUUGAGCGGGUCCAAAUAGACGCGAUUAAGUUUGAAAGAACGCACAUAAAUUUUUUUAGCUACAUUUUAACUGCCGUCGUCGUCGUUGGUUAAGGUCCCAGAUGUUCGUACCAUACCUUACAGCUUUUCGCGGUGGCACAAAAAGAUAUCCAGUAUAGCGUGAACACAGCCUUAAUUAGUGAUAAAGAAAAUAUCUGCAAGUGAAAGCCUAGCCUGCGUGGCAGACGCUUGGAAGUAGUGGGCGAAAGAGAGAACGGGCGCGCGCGAGGGAGACACGCGUGUCUCCUUGCGUGUCUCCUCGCGCGCCCGUUUUUUUUUGUGCCCACUACUUCCAAAGUGGCAUCCUAGUGAAAGCACCCUGAAUACACUGUAGGCUGAAACAAACCAGCUGGAUCCACUUGGUCUAAUGUGAAGUAAACGGGCUUUUAAGUGGGAAGAUAUGGUGUUUAUUUCACGAUUUCAAGUACUUAUAAUUGUCUUUUCUCACUGGUUAUUUUCUUUUUCAGGCAUAUUAAUACGUAUUUGUUACAUAUUCAUACCUGACGAGGUAGGUGUAUUCUCUGAAAGUAUGUGGUGUAUUAAAUGGGUCGGCCAUGUCACGCCAUUUUCUAUACCUUUUUAAAAAGCUAUCCGCGUGUCUUCCUAUCAGUUGAAUUCCAUAAAUUAAUGGUACAGUUUUGUUUUUGCGGGCGACAAGAGGAGCCUGCAAUCCUAAUCUCCAGGUCGUUAUUACACAUGCGUCGCAUGCGUCUACCAUAGGCUGAUUUAGCAACUGGACGGGAACGUCAGUUGACGACGGAAAAGCGCGCGGAAAGGAGUAAACACGACUUCCGGUGCCCAAUUUGCCGCUCUGCCAUUGGUCAGGCCAGUUGUUUGAUUUGCGUGCGCCGUCGUCAACUGACGUUCCCGUUCUUUUGAUAAAUCAGCCUUAUGUAGCCAGCAUUCGUUUGGACUUCCACUAAGAAUGUAUGGAAUGCACAGAACGCACUUUGAUCACGCGCGUUUGGACCUUCUAUCACUCGUUAUCUGAUCACGCGUGUUUUGACCAUCUGUCACGUGAAACUUACGCAAAGCACAGCGCUGGACUAAGAGCCAACGUUUUCAAGUUUUUAACUUUUUGUGGCUUUUAUACUUACAACUGGUACUGUAUAUUUUCUUUCCCAGAACACGGUGUGGGAUCCGGAGCAGCUGCUGAAGCAGAUUGUGUCCCAUACACAUUACAUCCCCGAUGAGUGGAAGGGGAAAGCUCAUACCAAGGAGGUAGGAUUGAGGGGGUAAACAACAAAGGUUAAUACGGGGAGGCUCCGCCCCGAGGUCCAACCCCCUACCGCUCCCUUUUAUACACCAUUUUAGGCAGAAAUUGUACCCCUUUCGUAUAUCUUUUAUUGACAAAUGGUACCCCUUUCACAUACUUGGUUUAGAACGCUGCUUCCUUUUAACUGCUGUAAAUGUUAUGUCUUUUAAAUUAAAUUACAAACCAGGAAGUUUUCUUGAUAUUUUCACAGCCAUAAAAUGCAUCUGUUAGCCUCUUUGGAACCUCUUACACCCCGAAAUGAAAGAUUUCUCUACCCUUUCGUAUGCUCAUACCAUAUACCAGUGAAAUCCCUACCGUUUUAUAUACCUGAAGCCUUAAAAAGGUACCCCUUUCUGGCGGAGCCUUCCCCAAAAAGGCCAUUAUAGGGAGUAGCCCCCCUCCCCCCCGCCCCCCGGGAUAUCUCCUUACUUAAUUUUCAAUCAUUAAGCUUGUCUUUUUGUGUCCUCGACAUAUUUCAGUUGCCAUGCUUUACAAGCCCUCUUUUCGCUAAAUUAGAUUACUAAGGUAUAGGUAGUGGGAUACCAAUAUACCUAAGGAAACAAGUGUACCCCAUAGGCCUCCUACCGAAAAAACCUGCCGGGGAGACUGCUUUUUAGUGGUUCCUUCAUUAAAAGUUAUGAGUUUAAAGAUGCAUUAACAUAAUAGUAUUCUAUUAUUCUCAUUUCAGGUUCGAGAAAAGUUUUCUCAACUAUUCCAAUACAGAGCGGUAAGUUAUUAAAGGGAAGUCACGCAAUGUCCCCUUCACACAUGCAAACCUGUUUUGCAACAAAUCACGAUGUUGCAGGUUGCGAAAGGCUGUUGUAGAAGGUAGAGAGUAGUUCUACUUUUUGCAACAAAAUCAUUACAUGUUGCGCGUUUUACCGGCCCAAGGCAAACUCUGUUUGCAGCAAGUGACGUAACCUCCGUGUAUGGCUCCACUCCCGCGUAAUCCUAUCCAGUCAAAGGUCAGUAUUCACGCAACCUGCAGCAACCUGACUUUUUGCAAGACAGAUUUUAACGUGGGUGGUAGAACGCGCCACUCGAUUUGCAACAACUCUUCGUUCUUCGAAACAAGUUGCACGUUUUUGUCUACCGUUUUACCGUAGCUUUAAAGGACGCAUCACUGUCGCGCCCUGUCCUAACUUUAACCUGCCGUUUUCAUGUACAGGAAUACGUGUUACAAGAGCUAGUCAGCCCUGUAAUCACCCCAUUCCUUCUGUGCUUUAAUUUACGCUACAAAGCUCUGGACAUAGUGGAUUUCUUCCGAAAUUUCACUGUCGAUGUUGUUGGUGUCGGCGAUGUGUGUUCAUUCGCGCAGAUGGACGUUAAAAGACAUGGAAAUCCAGAGGUGUGUUAAACUUUCUUUCCUCAAAUUUGAAUAAAUCAGAUUUAAAACAGUAUGCAACAAUUUGUGCCCUUGAGUUGCAAGAAAACAGUGGCUGGUAUAUUCAGAUGUCUGACUGACGCAUAUGCAGUAUUCGCGUAUUCGACUAGUUCCACAAUCCUGAUGAAGGGAUUUGUGUAAACAGUCUUUCUGUGCGUUAUUUACCUGCCCUUUGCAGUGUUUUAACCUAGCCCUCCAGCUCUUUGCCGAAUCGAUUGAAAGAUGAUCUUGAGGGAGACAUCAAUCUGAUCCAUGUAGCCAGCGCUAAGGGGAAAAUCACUUGCGAACAAGUCACUAUUUCCUUUGGUUUUCAUGUCAUUGGUUAAGAAAUUUAACCAAAACAGUUACUCUGUCCAAUCACAACCAAGGAGUACGAUCUAGUGGACCAAUCAAGACUCAAGCAAAUGCUUGUAACCGGUGCUAAGGGCAGAAAAAGUGGCGGGAAAUUAUGAGUGGUUUGCAUUUGUUCUGUUCAAUCGAGACAGUGGGGAAGAGCCUUGUGACCAAUCAGAUGCUUGUUACAGAAGAAGCUGAAGCUCAGCGCGGGAAAACUGACGGAGAGACGUAACGUUUGGUUUCCAACUGUGCCCCGAUUGGUUGAAAAAUGACGGAAGUUCCGCUUUUUAGUUUAGCUUUGACACUGAACUAAAAGAUGCCCCAAUCCGCAGAUUUAUCACAGUAAAUCGUUUUCUUAUUAUUCGUAGAAUAUCUUAAGUGGGCUUGUGGCAGUACUUGUAGAGCUGACAUGGAGAGAAGUUUACAUAACAAAGGUCGAUAGACAUAGCUUGUUCCGGGUAUUUUGUCUUCUGAUCGUAAUUUGAUUGUUUUUUUAUUCUUUUAGUGGCUAAGUGAAGGCUUGACACAAGCAACACAAUAUGAGCAAGCUGAGCAUGGCAAAACGGAACUUUCGUUAGUUCAUUUCUCUGUAAGUAUUGCGUUUCUGUUUUCGUCUUGAAUUCAGAUCGAAAUGCCCACCAGUUUCCUUUGUUUACAGAUAAAAAAUCCCAAGUGGAAGCCGACAGACCAAGGCGCGCAGUUUAUUAGUACAAUCAAGGAAAAUGGUGAGUGUGAAACGUUCAACUCUUUCACUGCCAGAGUGCUGGAUAGAGUCUUGUAAGUUAACUCUAUCUUUUGAGUCUGCGGACCAAAUACGACAAGGAAUUUGAAAAUUUGGUCGAAAUUUGCUUUUGGCUAAAUUUGGCAGUGAAAGGGUUAAAUACUACAGUAUGUUUAACCUGCGUCGUAGACGUAAUCAAACCCCGGUUAGUAACGUCUGCAAAGUAGCGCCGAUAUCCUUGUUCCGGGCCGCCAACGGACUCAACAACUUACCGGAAAUGCGUUUUAGAUUUCCCUUCAACCUAAUUGGCAAAUGGACAAUGGCUUUUUUAACAGUCCAAUCAUGGCGCGUACUCAAAUCCUGGUACACAGGUGGCGGCCCAGAACAAGGAUUUCGUCGCUGAUUUGCAGACGUUACUAAUCGGUGUUUAGUUUCGUCUGUUGCGCAGGCUAUAGUAGGUUACAACUUUAACAAAGAUUGGAGGGUCUACUGUGGGGCACUUUUUAGUUUUUUGCGGGUCCUAAUUUUUGCUAUUUGGAGAAUUUUUACGUCGCGCAAAAGUUGACUCCACGGCCUCAGUUAUGUAGUUUUAUAUACUCAUGAAGUUUUUAUGGUAGACUUAUGCUUAUGCACUAUUGUUAUUUCAGCGGUUCAAGAAGGCAUCAAUCUGAGCAACAGCGCUGCAUUAUCUGAACCGAGUUCCCUUCAAGAUUACAGGACAAGUAGUGUAAGUAAUGUCAGAAGUCAACCCGGAGGGGUUCUCCCUAUGAUGGCCAAUACAGGGAGGCUCCGCCCGAAUGGGGCACCUUUUUCAGCCUUCAUGUACAUGAAAGGGUAGGGGUUUCACUAGCUGAAGUAUAUAUAAAGGGUAGGGAAAUCUGUCAUUUUAGUGUGUAAAAAGGGCUAUUAAAUAGAUGCAUUUUAUGGCUGUAAAAAAGGUCGAGAAAAGGUAUCGGUUUUGUGAAUAAUUCAUAAUUAUUUGAAAGACAGUGCAUUUACUGCAGUUAAAUGGGAUGCAGCGUUCUACGCUAGUAUGUCAAAGGGGUACCAGUUGGUUGAUCCAAUCACAACUAGACACAAAAAACUGCGUGAGCUCGGGCGUCCGUAUGAAAAAAAUUGAAAUGAGAAAACUUCAUCUGAGAAAUCACAAUCCUCAAAGGCCGCCAACGUAUAUCGAAAUAUCAACAGUCUGUUUGCAUGAACAUCUGGAAACGAUGCUUGAGUGACUAUAACGUAUUAGAUUGCAGUAAUUGUAUAUCAGAGGACAUAAACUGAAAACAAAGGAAGAUAAAAUCAGUGACAUCAUUGCACAGAGAAAGGAUAACUGCUAAUUGAAGUACUCAAUUCAUUUUCUGUUUCUUCUUCCGCAAGGCAACUAAGCAUAAAUAUGGAGGCAUUCCCAGUGUCUUCGACAAGACUCUUGAGUUGAAGUUUUCGUGUGUAAGAAGUGACAGAAUUCAUUCUUGUGAUCACUGAGUUUUAUACAUCGAAUACAGAUGGCUUUGCUCGUCAUGUCUCAGGCAGCACCGUGCUCUGGUUUAGUCCGCUGACCUAUUUACGCAUACUCUUAUAUCUUGCGCACGCGUUGUAUGCACCAGAGGGCGUUGCACGAAAGCCCGAGCAACAAGUCCAAUUUGGAGCGGCACUAUCGCUUACUACUAACUUCACUGCUAUAGGAACGAACUGAUAGCCUUGUGAAGCUGUAGAGAUAGCUGACCAUUCUUGUGUUGUCCUUAAGUAUUUUUCUUGCUUUUAUGGUUACUUUUCAGUUUCAAGGCUUGCCUUAUAUGAACCCCAUGAGCCUUAGCGAUCCCUCUCUUGCUCCACUGGGAACUGCCGCUGGGACACCCCAACAGCAGGCUCAAGCACGUGAAAUGCUGAUGAAUUCAAGUAUGAUGUAUUUACACGAGGUAAGAUAACACUGAAACAAACCUUCCCGUCUUACCAUCGUGACAUCAAGGGACUUUAUGAUGCCACGACGGUGACGACAACGGGAACGCCGAAAAAGCAAUAGGUUGAACAGGCAAAACAACAACUCUGCACGUGCUUUUUUGUACAUUUCUUUGCCGUCACUGCACGACUGCGACGGAAAAAUGCCUAAUUUCAAGUUUUAUGAGGGACAUAAACAUGCGACGGCUAAGUUUUCUUUCUUUUUCUGUACUUGAAUAUGAUUCUUAGGAAUUCGGCUCAAAAAGUGUUCGCUUGCAUUUGACAAAGUAAACGAGUCUGAGUAAUCGCGAUAGAGGUUGAAAGAACGCAAAUUCGCUUUUUAAGCGACGUUUUCGUAGCUGUCGCCGUCGUGGUAUCUUAAACUCCCUGGCGGUUGGUGAAGUCCUGACGGGGUCAGCGCAACAGCUGAGUCUUGCCUACCUCCAAUCGCUCCCCAUCCCGACAGCUUUUUCAACCAUCCAAAAAUGUAAAACAGAGCAAACAAAAGAGGCUCAUCAAAUUCAAAAGGGAUAGAUCAUCUUUAUUAAUUGACUUAAGUUCCGUAGCAAGUUCAAUUUAAUGUUGCCGAACAUUUCUCUCGGUAGUUAGAGAAGAACACUCCGUGCUUAUGAGGGAUUUAUAAAACGAAAAGUUUUUCUCUUUUAGUUAAGAGAUCGUCAGGUUGAACACUCUGGGCUACCUCGAGGAAGCAGUUUGACGACAACAGCGGUGAGACAUGCACCAUCAUCAUCUGCGCCGAUUGACGAAGAAAACAUCAGUGAAACAGAGGUGUUAAGGUUUGUUUGAUUAGAAAAUCAUUUCCUUUUUAUAGCUCACCAUAAUUCAGGGUUUGUAAAAAAAAAUUGGAAUUCAAGUCACAUUUUUCUCGCAUGGUGUCAUUGAAUUUCUUUCUCAGUGUAUGAUUUAGUUAGAAAAAGACUUGCCUGUGAUCUGGCAGAAAAAUCUAGUUUUCCGGGGACGUUUCUUCGAGCCCUGCAAAAGGAGCACUUCAUUCUGGCUUUCCCGCUCCCAGACAAAAGAUGGCCAUGAAUCCACUUUCAAUUUUUUUUAACUUGGAAAAAGGUUACAUUUUGCUAUGCUAAUCACAAUCCGACAAUAAAACAUAGGGGUGAGGACUGAACAACUCGUUCUUGAGUUGUUGGCGCUUGAAGCUUAAAUUAAGGGUGUUUUGAACCAGGUAUCCUGUUCCUAUGGUAACGUCUUGCGUCAGGUAAAUUAUUGUAACUUGUAAGUGAUGAUUUAGCAGUUGUUGAAUACCAUUUUUAUAAAAUCAACCCAAAAGAGAGUGGUAAUACUGACCUCAUCAAAGUAGAACUGCUUAGAAAGGCAACUAGAAAACCAUUUUGAGCCGUACCUCGGCAUAACGAACUACAUUCUUCAGUCUUGUUAUACAUGUGGUUCAAUGCAUUCAACGGGGUCCCGACCGCUAAAAUGAACUUCGUUCUCAGUCCGUUAGUACUUUGCUGUAUGUGGGUUCGGACUUUUUAUCUAACUUCUUAAUAAUUUUGCAGUCCCCGGCUUAUUACAACACUGUAAAUAUUUUAUCUUUUGCAGAGACCACGAGCGAAUGGUGUAAACUUGUAAAGAUCGGUAGGGAACUUUUAAAUGAAACUCUGAGGAAAUGUCAAGAGUGAAGAGCGUGGUUUCAUAAUAUACUGGAUGUCGUUCAAACUGUAAAAAUGGGAACGUUGUGAUCAUCUUCCGUAAAAUGACCCGAAAGUGGUCUUUACUGUUUCAAAGUUUUAAUCACCAAUGAACCCAUUGUGUGAAGUCUGGUGAUAAGUACUAUUUGCCGCGGCAAGCAACUCGACAAGUUGCAAAGGGCGUCGCUUUAUUCCAACUCAACGUGUCCGCUUAUUGAGGAUCUAGAACGUUGGCUUCAAGUUUUUUGGCUUAGAUAUCUAAUGUAUGAAGUAGGUUUUUAAGGGAACGCGUUUGGUAAUGUAACUUUUGU